Dreissena polymorpha is the source of this 1421-nucleotide messenger RNA. Its product is annotated as putative exonuclease GOR. Gene Ontology annotation, cellular component: nucleus. Gene Ontology annotation, molecular function: exonuclease activity; nucleic acid binding. The transcript has 9 exons. The record is from RefSeq and is a predicted model, not a curated record. Lineage: Eukaryota; Metazoa; Mollusca; Bivalvia; Myida; Dreissenidae. Bases 416 to 937 code for a protein of 173 amino acids.
AGGUAUAAAAAGGUAAGACAAACAUUUAUUGUUGCAUUGGGAGUUUCCGCGACAUCGUGCAAGCUUGUUCUAUGUUGGUUCUCAAUUAAUAUCUACUUCAAGGGAUUAUAUAUUAUAAAUAUUUAUAUCAGGAAAUGGCAGACAUAUAUCAAAAAUGUUUGCGAAAACUGACGUCGGAAAACCAAUUACAAUAUCUGGACUAUCCAAGACCUGAUCCAAGCCGGGAACCAGGAAGAGCUCGUCUAUAUGGCGAUCACUAUGGAUUUACACCAGGAACGUGAAAGCGUUGCUCUCGUCCGUUUGAUAUAACCUUCACGAAACGGUCACCGUGUGACUUCCACAAAGAACCCGCCAGGAAAAUACGUGGUGUCCAGCAUCCUCAUGCUUGUUGCGGUGGCACAUCCGGAUCCAAAGGAUGCAUCAAUGCCCCGGUGGUGUCCAGCAUCCUCAUGCUUGUUGCGGUGGCACAUCCGGAUCCAAAGGAUGCAUCAAUGCCCCGAUCCACACAAAGAAGGGUAUUGAGAUUUGCAAGGUGACGGUCGUUGACUCCAAAUGCAACGUGGUGUACGAUGAGUACUGUUUACCGACCACCGACAUUAUUGACUACAGUACUAUCUGGAGUGGCAUCAAAGAGGAACAUCUGAAGAAUGUAACCAAGACUACCGAGGAGAUGCGCAACGAUCUACUCGCCCUCUUCAACAAGGACACCAUACUGGUGGGACACGGCCUUGGAAGCGAUCUUAUGUUGCUGAAGAUUUUUCACAGUAAAGUGAUUGACACCCUGAUUUUGUACCCCCAUAACCGUGGCCUUCCACUGAGGAGAUCUUUGAAAGACAUCGCAAAAACCGAGCUUAGGAGGGACAUUCAGAACGGGGAUGGCCACGACAGCAAGGAAGAUGCUGAGGUGACGAUGCGCCUGUUGCUCAGGAAACUGUAACCGCUGAGAGUGUUGCUCGUCAUCAUUAAAACAACGAUGUUGAUAAAUACAUUCUAUUCGUAUGUAACCUAAAUUGACAAAAUGAGUUUGAUAAGUUUGCAUGAGGCUUAACAAUCUAUAAAUGUAAAAUUAAUAUGGUGUUUUACUCAUUUUUAAUUGCUAAAUGUUAUCCAUGGGCGUAUCAGCUCAUUCAAACGUGUAUUAAAAUAAUGUAUUACAUAGUUUGCAUAUUAAUCUGUGUUUGUAUAACCUCUGUCUAGUAUUAUAUUAGAUUACUUUAGAAAUAUUUCUAUGCUGUCAAUUGUAAAUGUACAGUAUUUAUUUCCUUAUUAUUUAUGUCACACAUAGCUGUACACGAGUCGUAUUCAUUAUGCUUUCACAAAUAUUUUCUUGUUUUAUUUCUGAAUGCAAUUUAUCAAUUUAUUUGUUAUGUAUGAGGAAUAAAUUGUCCUGUCUUGUCUUGAAUAAAUGUACAUGUACUAUU